CCAUUUUUAGGGGAGACUUUCAUCUCUCAGCAGUUUUCCUGAAAAAGAGAGGAGGGACCUUGAGAGGGGGCCAGCCUCUUUUGAGGCCUCCAGGGUCACUGUGACCAGCCCAAAUUCCAGCUACAUUUGUCCCUUGCUCCAAAACCUCAGAGGUCCCCCCAGAGCCCUGAGGCUCACCUUCUCAGUCCAGAAUGCUGGCCUGACCCUCCCCAACCCAAGCCCAGAUGUCCUCUACCAUCCUUCUUCAGUGCCCAUUUCAUCCCUCCUGCCUCCCUUUGUCCCACCCAACUCGGUGCCCAGCAUCAGUCUGGGACUCCUCCCUCUCUGUGCCCACCCCAUGCCCAGCACCAGGCCCCAGUUGUGUAACAUACCUGACAAGUGGGCACCCCCACCUUCUGAGUCAGUCCAGGAGGUGCUUCUUCCAAAGUCUUUCUCUUGCUCCCCGCUUGGACCGGUCUGGGGAAUGUUGUCUCUCAGUUCCCCUCAUAGGCCUGGGGGCCUUUGAAGUUCCUUGACCCUCAUGACCUGUGAGGUCACAAAGCCAGGAAGUAGUCCUGGCUCAGGGCCCAGGUCCCAGAGAGAGCCCUCGCGUGCUGGCCAGCCUGCCCUCCCAGAACGCCAUGGCCAGUGCUCCCCCCCCACCGGGAGUAUCCCGGCACUCCCCAGACAAAUCCCCCAAUUCCAGGGGCCCCGAUCCUCCCUAGAGACAGCUGCUCCCCUGGCACCAAUGAUGCCCCCCGUAUCCUCACCAGGUGGGGCUUCGUCCCCGGGCACCCGGAGCUGGUUGUGGGGCGGGCAAGGGGGGCAUGAGCUCUGCCCAGUCCUGACCUCUGCCGUGCUUCCUCCUGGAUCUCAGCUGUUCUGCACAAAGGGGUCUUCCUGAACGACGUGGAGCACUCCUUUCAGCCGUGGGUGCCACUGCUGGGCCAUCUACAGAGGACCAUAAUGGAGGGCGAGUACUUACCUCUGGGGCCGCUGCUGCCGAUGUUCGAGAGUGACUUCUUGCAGGUGCCCCCCGGGAGGGCAGGGUGCGGAGAGGGGGGAGAGAAAGGGAGCCCCCCAGGCAUCUGGGGGGGGAGGGGGCCCCAAGGGACAGCUGCGUCAGGGUGCUUCCCAGCCUCCCUGCCCCACCCUCCCUAGGUGACAAACCGGGGGGAGGCUAUUUUUCUACACAAGAAGGAGAACCCCGUGACUAUGGGCGUGGCAUCCUCCAUCCCUGGGCGCCUGCUCCCGGACCUCAUCCUGCUUGCCCGGCCAGUCGGAGACAAGAGGCAGCAGGGGCUCGAGCUCACCAGGUGACCCGGCGGGGCCCCAUCCCUGACCCCCGGGCCCCCUGCCCCUAGAGCUGCCUCCCUCACCCUGUGGUCCCUGCAGGCUGCUGCCCACGCACCUGGCCCGUUUGUUCGUCCACAACGUAGCUAGCUGGAGGCUGAAGCUGCGCUUGGCCUCAGGCCGCAGCUUCUACCUGCGCCUGGAUGCUGAGCGGCAGGAGGGCUGCUUCCUCUUCAACCGCUGGCGCUACCUGGUCUACCUGCUUCGCGGGCCCGCGCCAGCCUGGGCCCCCCAGGCCCACAGGGACGGCUCCUCCAGCCUGCUGUCCAUAGACAGUAAGCUCAAGGACAAGAAGUGGAAGAUGUCUGAGUCUGCAGCAAAGGCCAAGGAGAUGAGGUCCAGAGCAGUCGGUGACUCCGUCCCCUUCAUGACUCAGCUGGAGGCAGCAGCCUGCAGAGAGGCACAAAAACCAGACCGUAAACGCUGCAAGAGGGACCCUUCUGGAGCUUGUGGGGAAGAGGAAGGACAAUCCACUGUCACCAUCUGGACCCUCUUCAGCAUUAUCUCCAGCACUUUGAACCGGCCCAAGGCCUCAAAAACACCCACCCCAAUGACUUCAAGUUCGGGGCACUCAGGCUUUGAGCCCUGUGUGGUUCCCUGCCAGACCUCAUCCUCCUGGCUGGGCUCCCGCCGACCCACCAAGAAAACGUUUCGAUCAUCAGACUCUUCCAGCCCAUUCCUGUACUCCACCCCCCAGUCCCAAAUAGAUUUCUCCAUGGCUUGGAAAGAUGUCCACCCACAUAAACAUGCCUGGUUUGAAAGUCCUAGCACCCUUUCCAGCCGCCUAGCCUGGGCCCAGCCCCUGCCCCAAGAUGCCCAACACAAGGUUCCACACAAGACGCUCCUACCGGCUAAGCCCCUAAAGAAGAGACUUUCCAAGUUGCACUUAAAGCAAACGAUGCCCUUCAAAGAGUCUAAGGAAGCAGCAGAGUUACCCCUUGUGCAGUUCACCCAGCAAGAGGACAAGUCCUUGCUGGCUGCAAGGAAGUCCAGUCCCAAGCCCAUACCCCACUCCCUAGAACUCUAUGAGUCCACCAAAAUGUCCCACCUUUCCACCAAGUCCUCGAUCUACCCACCUGACCCGAUCAAGACCCCAGAGCCCACCCCCUUCCCCAAGGCCCCAGAGCCCACCCCCUCCACCAAGGCCCCAGAGCCCUCCCCCUCCCCCAAGACCCCAGAGCCCACCCCCUUCCCCAAGGCCCCAGAGCCCACCCCCUUCCCCAAGGCUCCAGAGCCCACUCCCUCCACUAAGGCCCCAGAGCCCUCCCCCUCCACCAAGGCCCCAGACCCUACCCCCUUCCCCAAGGCCCCAGAGCCCUCCCCCUCCACCAAGGCCCCAGAGCCCUCCCCCUCCACCAAGGCCCCAGAGCCUACCCCCUUCCCCAAGGCCCCAGAGCCUACCCCCUUCCCCAAGGCCCCAGAGCCCUCCCCCUCCACCAAGGCCCCAGAGCCUACCCCCUUCCCCAAGGCCCCAGAGCCCUCCCCCUCCACCAAAUCCUCACCCCAACAAUCCAAGAAGUCUUCUUUCCACCUGUUCACCAAGGCUUCACCCCAACAGUCCAAGAAGUCUUCUUUCCAGCCAACUACCAAAGCUUCACCCCAACAAUCCAAGAAGUCUUCUUUCCACCUGUUCACCAAGGCUUCACCCCAACAAUCCAAGAAGUCUUCUUUCCACCUGUUCACCAAGGCUUCACCCCAACAAUCCAAGAAGUCUUCUUUCCACCUGUUCACCAAGGCUUCACCCCAACAGUCCAAGAAGUCUUCUUUCCACCUGUUCACCAAGGCUUCACCCCAACAGUCCAAGAAGUCUUCUUUCCAGCCAACUAGCAAGGCUUCACCCCAACAGUCCAAGAAGUCUUCUUUCCAGCCAACUAGCAAGGCUUCACCCCAACAAUCCAAGAAGUCUUCUUUCCAGCCAACUAGCAAGGCUUCACCCCAACAGUCUAAGAAGUCUUCUUUCCAGCCAACUAGCAAGGCUUCACCCCAACAAUCCAAGAAGUCUUCUUUCCAGCCAACUAGCAAGGCUUCACCCCAACAAUCCAAGAAGUCUUCUUUCCAGCCAACUAGCAAGGCUUCACCCCAACAGUCCAAGAAGUCUUCUUUCCAGCCAACUAGCAAGGCUUCACCCCAACAGUCCAAGAAGUCUUCUUUCCAGCCAACUAGCAAGGCUUCACCCCAACAGUCCAAGAAGUCUUCUUUCCAGCCAACUAGCAAGGCUUCACCCCAACAGUCCAAGAAGUCUUCUUUCCAGCCAACUAGCAAGGCUUCACCCCAACAGUCCAAGAAGUCUUCUUUCCAGCCAACUAGCAAGGCUUCACCCCAACAGUCCAAGAAGUCUUCUUUCCAGCCAACUAGCAAGGCCUCACCUGACCAGUUUACCAAGGACUCAAAGGCACACCUCAUCAAGGCCUCAGCUGACAAGGCUGCCAAGGCUGCCAAGUCCUCAGGCAGUUCAUCCUCUGAACACUCCCUGACGUCCACUGCUGUCUCACUCAUACUGUACACUCCAGAUUCCACCAGCCAAUCAAAGGACGGCUUAUCCUCCCCAUCCACCAACACUUCCUCGGAUAAGUCCAAGAAAACCUUAAAAGCCCCACCUAACAAAGCCUCCCCUAACCACUAAGCCUUGUCCUAACUGCCCCGUCCUCCCAGAGUGAUUUCGUCCUACCCACCCACCAAGGUCUCAUGCCAUACCAGGCUCAGAAAUCCCAGCCGGUCCAAUUUGCCAGAAAAGACUGGGGAGCUCUCCACCCAUGGCCUCUAGGACUCACCCAAUGGACUUUCUGGGCUCAGACUCCAGUCUACCUUCAUUUAUACGUAGGACUCACAAACUCCGUCAAAGACUCUAUGUUAGGAUCCUGAGGGAAGGUUCCUUGGUAUUGAGGAGAUCUCUUCUCUCCCCCUACCCAAAUGGAAGAAGAGACUCAAAGAUGUUCCUGACCUGAAAUGUAUAUGGGACUGAUAUGGGGCUUCUGGCCCCCAGAUUGACUGAUUAAAAGU
Dromiciops gliroides (monito del monte) is the source of this 4332-nucleotide messenger RNA. RefSeq names its product family with sequence similarity 71 member E2 (gene GARIN5B). The record is from RefSeq and is a predicted model, not a curated record. The transcript is spliced from 11 exons. The coding region runs from base 1634 to 3955 and encodes 773 amino acids. Lineage: Eukaryota; Metazoa; Chordata; Mammalia; Microbiotheria; Microbiotheriidae.